CUGAUACCAAUAAAAAUAAUUUAUUCAAUAAUAUCUUUGCUAAAACCCAUACUGAGUUAAAAAGCUUAAAUAGUGAAUUGUCUAUACUGCUUCAAGAUACUUAUUUGACAAAUAAUAACUCAAAUGAUAAUUCUAAUAAUAAAUUUAACAAAUUAAGCUCUGAUAAAACUUAUAAUGAAACUUCUCCAUUAUCUUUAAUUCCAAAUAGAAAGAUGUUAUUACAAAAUCAUAAAAUAAUUAAAAGUUUAUCUAGUUAA
Molecule: messenger RNA, 257 nt
Organism: Dentiscutata erythropus
Lineage: Eukaryota; Fungi; Glomeromycota; Glomeromycetes; Diversisporales; Gigasporaceae
Source: the annotation of a GenBank genome assembly